Molecule: messenger RNA, 1209 nt
Organism: Phyllopteryx taeniolatus (common seadragon)
Lineage: Eukaryota; Metazoa; Chordata; Actinopteri; Syngnathiformes; Syngnathidae
Gene: c7h1orf210
Product: chromosome 7 C1orf210 homolog
Exons: 4
Coding region: 526-954 (142 amino acids)
Source: RefSeq, a predicted model, not a curated record
GCAGGGCACGCCUUCUUCAACCUUUGCACAAUGUUUGUCAGUUUUCCAAACAGACAAAUGGAGUGAAUGUGAAGCCUGAGAGCCAGCAUAAGGCACCUAAAAUCUGUAAAGGCAGUAGCGGAGUUACUGGUGAUCAGUUUUACAGAACACGAGGACUAUCUACUCCAAUGUGGGGAAUUUUACACUACUACACGGUCAUUCAACCUUGCCCUCUAGUGGGGUUCUGUGGCUACAACACCCUUCCUGGUCAAAAGAGAAGUCAUACAACACCCUGCAUAAUCUCAGGAGAUGCAGCAUCCCAUUGAAGUGAGUUUGACCUGUUGAAGAACUGUAAUCCCAGCACCAGGUACAUAAUCGGUAGUGUGCGCUGGAUUAUAUUAAGGGACUGGCAAUUGGAACAUGGAGAUACAUGGGAUACACUCAUAUAAGCGAUGAUUAAAUGCUUGAAGUCCUGCUCAAGAAGCUGCAAAUUGAGUCACACGGGAGAGGACACUUCCCAGUAGAGCCAAGAAAAACAAAAGAGGGAUGGAAGCAUUUGCAAAUACAAGCACACAACCCACAGCCACACCAGCUCCAAAUGACACAUGGAAGACCACCUCUCACAGGUGGGAGUUCCUGGUGGCCGUCUUGGCCACUGCCAUCUCCAUCUCCAUUCUCAUGGCCCUCUUGGCUAAGUGUCAAGUGCUUCGGCGCUACCUGGCCAGCUACCGGCACACUCGUUUGAGGGAGACAGACACAGUAGGCCAGCGUGAGCAGUCAGGUCUGGAGGUGGGGUUUGACAUGCAUGGGGAAUGUGAAAUCAACCCUCACCAUCUUGUGAGUGCUGAAGAUGAUGAUGGCUUCAUUGAGGACAACUAUAUCCCGACGAGUGAAAGAGAGAGAGCUGAAAGAGCAGCAGAGAACAUGGAGGACACAGAGGAUGAGAUGGAUGAAAUUGAAUUCACCGUUACUUAGAUGAGAGUGAUGUUAGGCCUCAUUUGAACACCUGAACCCUCAGGCGAACCCUCAUGUCCACUCCUGCUUUUUUAUUUUUUUAUUCUGUGUUGCACAUUUUAAUGACCAGCUGGGCAUUUAAUGAUUGAAGCAUUCAAAAAUUAUCAAGCACUUUAUUGCUCUUUCAUUCUAAGGACAUAAUAAUAGUACAAAGUGUCAUUCAGGUGUGCAGACUUAUGAAAUUGUUUUUGGAUAUUAAAUACAAACCAAGAGGAA